Molecule: messenger RNA, 457 nt
Organism: Drosophila grimshawi
Lineage: Eukaryota; Metazoa; Arthropoda; Insecta; Diptera; Drosophilidae
Product: protein Asterix
Exons: 3
Coding region: 1-327 (108 amino acids)
Biological process (GO): protein insertion into ER membrane
Cellular component (GO): endoplasmic reticulum membrane
Molecular function (GO): protein folding chaperone
Source: RefSeq, a predicted model, not a curated record
AUGAGUUUCACUGUCGAUCCGCGCCGCAAAGAGAAAAUAGUUCGCUAUAAGGCGCCCAAGAAUCAAGGACAAAGCGGCGGCGUCAAUGAAGACAUGAUGCCGGACUAUAUGAAUAUACUGGGCAUGAUUUUCUCCAUGUGCGGUCUGAUGAUGAAGCUCAAGUGGUGCGCCUGGUUUGCGCUCUACUGCUCCUGCAUCAGCUUCUCCAGUUCUCGCGCCAGCGACGAUGCCAAACAGGUGCUGUCCUCGUUCAUGUUGAGCGUGAGUGCUGUUGUCAUGUCAUAUCUACAGAAUCCAGCUGCGAUGACACCGCCCUGGGCGUCAUAAUAAUUCCAAUAUUUCCACUUUUUGUUCUUUUUCUGAUCUGCUAGUUUAAUGAAUGGAACUUUAUUUCACUCCAGAAAUCAAAUGACAGUUGCUUGGGGUAUAGAGCAAAUUAAAUAAAUUAACCACAGAA